GUUGACAGCAUUUCAGAAGGCACCAGCUUUUCUCUGUGGACCCAUUCAUUCAUCGCGAGAAAUAUGCUUGUACUAUUUCUAAAAGCGUUUUACUUCCCCAGAGGGAAGUUCGCUCCCCAGGAUGAAAAUGAGUACAUAUGAGAGGGCGAUUUAAGGUGUGACCGUUGGAGGUGUCCCGUCAGUCACUGAAGGAGUCGAGUAUCACAAACACAGCUUCGAACCAGGGAGAUUUCAUCUUGACCAAAGCGACCGUAUCUAACUCGUGUUUUCUGACAUGAAAAGGCGAAGACAGAGAGCUGAAGAUGUUUCGUAAAUCGUCGGGAUCAGCUCUAGUCUUCUGGUGAUAGCGGUGAUGUGAAGUGAGUUACAGAUCUGGGUGCGGCCCCAAAGACACACUUCUUAAUGGGACGGAUGGUGAGAGCGGGAGGACCUCUUGUGCGUUCAGCUGGCAGUGACGGAGUUUGCCAUCAGCGGCAUGAGUGGCCCCGCCGGGGAACUCAAGCGGCUUGCCUCUAAAUCCAGAAGCACAGUCAUUUUUUUUUUUACUCCUGUUACUUUGAAAACGUCUUCGGAACCAUUUAAAAGGCAUUGACAACUAUUUUUAUAGCUUAAAGGAAGGCAGAUGUCUGCAAAUAACUCCCCUCCCUCAGCCCAGAAGUCUGUGUUACCUGCCACUGUUUCUGCUGUGGUGCUUCCAACUCCUUCUCCGUGUUCAAGUCCCAAGACAGGGCUCUCCGCUCGGCUCUCCAAUGGCAGCUUCAGCGCCCCGUCACUCACCAACUCCAGAGGCUCCGUGCACACGGUUUCAUUUCUACUCCAGAUCGGCCUCACUCGAGAGAGCGUUACCAUCGAAGCCCAGGAACUGUCUCUGUCCGCGGUCAAAGACCUCGUCUGCUCCAUUGUUUACCAGAAGUUCCCAGAGUGUGGAUUCUUUGGCAUGUAUGAUAAAAUUCUUCUCUUUCGCCACGACAUGAACUCGGAAAACAUUUUGCAGCUGAUUACCUCAGCCGAUGAAAUCCAUGAAGGAGAUCUUGUAGAAGUUGUCCUGUCCGCCUUGGCCACAGUAGAAGACUUCCAGAUUCGCCCUCAUACUCUCUAUGUACAUUCUUAUAAAGCACCUACUUUUUGUGAUUAUUGUGGUGAAAUGCUCUGGGGAUUGGUACGUCAAGGAUUAAAAUGUGAAGGCUGUGGAUUAAAUUAUCAUAAACGAUGUGCCUUCAAGAUUCCAAAUAACUGCAGUGGAGUAAGGAAGAGACGUCUGUCCAAUGUAUCUCUGCCGGGACCCGGCCUCUCAGUUCCAAGACCCUUGCAGCCUGAAUGUGUGCCCCUCCUCAGUGAAGAGCCACAUACUCACCAAGAACCAAGUAAGAGAAUUCCGUCGUGGAGUGGUCGCCCAAUCUGGAUGGAAAAGAUGGUGAUGUGCAGAGUCAAAGUUCCACACACGUUUGCUGUCCACUCUUACGGCCGGCCGACAAUAUGUCAGUACUGCAAGCGGCUACUGAAAGGCCUCUUUCGCCAAGGGAUGCAGUGUAAAGAUUGCAAAUUCAACUGCCAUAAGCGCUGCGCGUCCAAAGUCCCAAGAGACUGCCUCGGCGAGGUGACUUUCAACGGAGAACCUUCCAGUCUGGGGACUGAUGCAGAUAUACCCAUGGAUAUUGACAGCAGCGAUAUGAACAGUGACGGCAGGAGGGGCUUGGAUGACUCGGAGGAGCCAUCCCCACCCGAAGACAAAAUGUUCUUCCUGGACCCGACUGAUCUUGAUGUGGAGCGAGAUGAGGAGACUGUGAAGACAAUCAGUCCAUCCACAAGCAAUAAUAUCCCACUGAUGAGGGUUGUCCAGUCCAUCAAGCACACAAAGAGGAAAAGCAGCACAGUGGUGAAGGAAGGGUGGAUGGUCCAUUACACCAGCAGGGACAACCUGAGAAAGAGGCAUUAUUGGAGACUCGACAGCAAAUGUCUGACAUUGUUCCAAAAUGAAUCUGGAUCAAAGUAUUAUAAGGAAAUUCCACUUUCAGAAAUUCUCCGCAUAUCUUCCCCACAAGAUCUCACGAGCAUUUCUCAAGGCAGUAACCCACACUGUUUUGAGAUCAUCACCGACACUGUGGUGUACUUCGUUGGGGAGAACAACGGGAGCAGCUCUCACAACCCUGUCCUCGCGGCCACUGGAGUUGGACUCGACGUAGCCCAAAGCUGGGAGAAAGCAAUCCGCCAGGCCCUCAUGCCCGUAACCCCUCAAGCAAGUGUUUGCACUUCUCCAGGUCAAGGGAAAGACCACAAAGAUCUGGCGACCAGUAUCUCCGUAUCUAACUGUCAGGUCCAGGAGAAUGUGGACAUCAGCAGUGUUUACCAGAUCUUUGCAGAUGAGGUCCUUGGCUCUGGCCAGUUUGGCAUUGUUUAUGGAGGAAAACACAGAAAGACUGGAAGGGACGUGGCUAUUAAAGUCAUUGACAAGAUGAGAUUCCCCACAAAGCAAGAGAGUCAGCUCCGCAAUGAGGUGGCCAUUUUACAGAAUCUACACCACCCUGGGAUUGUAAAUCUGGAGUGUAUGUUUGAAACCCCAGAACGAGUCUUCGUAGUGAUGGAAAAACUUCAUGGAGAUAUGUUGGAGAUGAUUCUGUCCAGUGAAAAAAGUCGACUUCCAGAACGAAUUACUAAAUUCAUGGUCACACAGAUACUCGUUGCCUUGAGGAAUCUCCACUUUAAGAAUAUCGUGCACUGUGAUUUAAAGCCCGAAAACGUGCUGCUUGCAUCAGCGGAGCCAUUUCCUCAGGUGAAGUUGUGUGACUUUGGGUUUGCACGCAUCAUUGGUGAGAAGUCAUUCCGGCGGUCAGUGGUGGGGACGCCAGCCUACUUAGCCCCCGAGGUUCUCAGGAGCAAAGGCUACAACCGUUCUCUAGACAUGUGGUCAGUGGGAGUCAUCGUCUACGUGAGCCUCAGCGGCACAUUUCCGUUCAAUGAAGAUGAAGAUAUAAAUGACCAAAUCCAAAAUGCUGCGUUUAUGUACCCACCAAAUCCAUGGCGAGAAAUUUCCAGUGAAGCAAUUGAUUUGAUAAACAACUUGCUUCAAGUGAAGAUGAGAAAACGCUUCAGUGUUGACAAAUCUCUUAGUCAUCCUUGGCUACAGGAUUACCAGACUUGGCUUGACCUCAGAGAAUUUGAAACUCGCAUUGGAGAACGUUACAUUACCCACGAAAGUGAUGACGCUCGCUGGGAAAUCCACGCGUACACACACAACCUCGAAUACCCAAAGCAUUUCAUUAUGGCCCCCAAUCCAGAUGAUAUGGAAGAAGAUCCUUAAUGAUCAGCGAGCGGACUUCAGUACGGAAGGGUUUCAUUUCAUGACCAGAUACUCUGCUGCCUAACUGUUGCUCUCUGCAGGCUGUCAUGGUGAGGAGGCAGAGUCAUAAGGGACUAGAACAACUUGGUGGCACCAAUACUGUAGCUCAUAACAAGUAGGUACAUGAAGGGAAACUGAGUAAUAAAAUCACACAAGAAAAUCAGAAUGAAACUUGUUAGAAAUUUUUGUAGCCUAAGCAAUAACUGGUUCUGUAAUUUUUUUUAAUCCUCACAUUAGGACAAUGUGAAUUAGCACUUAAUUUAUCUCUCCUUUGCUGUCGUUACAUCAUUUGUUUUAAAAGCCUAUGACUGUCUAGUUCUUGUUUAUAAGGUUGAUUACUCAUCAGGUUUGUGUUAGGCGGUGACUCUGAGGCUAACAAUAUAUGGUCUGCUGUAAGGACUUCUAAUAUCUGUCUACUGUUGGAGGCAUUGAUCCUUCCUGGAGCUCUAUAAAUGGAUCCUGGUGGGGGCUGUAUCUUUAAACCUGGUCUGUAUGACAUAAAAGUUGUCACCUUUUCUCUGUUGCAGUAGCCACUGGGAUAAUUGGACAGUUGGUGUGACAAAAGUGGGUAGAGCUGGUCACCACUCAGCUCUGCCGCUCAACACACAUAUAUGUUCUCAGUUGACACCAUUGUGAUGGAGGUUGUAUGCCAGCAGUCAAUGGGCACAGCUCUGCAGCUGAUCCUCACAUGGAGUUGAAUACUUAGAGACAAAACUAAAUACAGACUCAAAGGAGAGCUGGUACAGGGUCAGUAAAUGUCGCUAUACAGCGAGCAGUAUCUUUUCCCUUAGCCUUUGGGUGGGGCCUCCAAAUAUCUAGAAGUUUUAAAUUGGCAUUUUACUUUGAGCAGUUUGGGGAGGUGGUUUGAAGUCAGACAUCACUGGGGUGGAACCAUAGUACCUGUACAGCAGAUGAAGGAAAAGUAAGCAUUUCUUACACUUCAGCUCCCGCAACCAGCUUUUUAUAGUAGUUCUUAAUAUAGGUUCAAUAUCCCUAACCUGUACACCAGAAAGGUUUCAGCUUUCCAGACACUGAAAGAUCUGCACCCUCCACUGGUUGAGCAUCCCUAAUUAUAAAUCUGAAAUCCUCCAAAAUCUAGAAACUUUGGGGUUCUGAGGCACUUUGAGAUUUUCACAUUAGUGAUGUUCCAAUCUGUGCUUUGCCCAAAGAAAAGGGUCCAGGACCAUCCUCUUGCAGGAAAUACAGUAGCGUUUGUCUCUUCAUCCUCACUGGUCACCAAGAAUAGGGUUUUUGUUGUUGUUCCUUUUCUGUGCUGAGAGCAAAGAUUUGGAGUCAGAGAACCUGGGUGUGAGUCUUAGCUUCUUAGUGUUUAGAUCUGCUGGGCUGGGCAGGAGACAGUUUGUCUAAGCAUUUAGUUUCCCAGUCUGUAAAUGGAGAACAUAAAUUGCUGCCUCUGCCUUCCUCGGUGUGGCCAUGAAGAUGGGCAUGUGUGAAGGUCUCUGACAGUCUGGAACUCGGUGUUGUCAGUUACACUGAGUCUGAGGUGGCGAAGGAGAACGGUCUUGUGUGUGAGUAGGACCAAGACUGAGAGUGCCUUUGCGGAUGAGAAAGCAGCCUCGGAAUCUACCGAAAAUUAAAAACAUCCUUGAAGAAACAGAGACAUUACAGGCUGCCUGUGUUGUAAGUCUUUAUGCUUUAAACUGUCCUCACAGUAGCCAAGCCACAUGACUACAUACAUGUAAGGAAGUUGAGGCACAAGGUUGGCUGCUAAAAGUUCAUAGAGUUUGAAUAUGGAUUUGAACCCAGGCCUAUGUCCCCAGUCCCUUUUACCUGUCCCAGCCAUUGAUGAUGUACUGUACAUCUGUGAGUAUCUCCAGGAGACUUUGCACAUAUCUCGGUAAUUGUUCUUAUCCAGCAGUUGUGAAGAGUAAUUUUAAGGAACUAUGAAUGGAUUGUCCCUGUGAUAGGUGGUGAUUUCACUCCGUUUCUGGAAGGUCUGCUUGACCAGCAUGUACAAGAUGGAACAAUCUCAUGUCACUCUGCAUCCCACUGUGGCUUUACUGUGUGAGGUGAAAGCUUCCUGGAGUGACUGUUGGGUUGCUGUCCUGCUAUAAUCAGGCUUUACAAGCCGUGAGAUUAAUUGCACUCUGUUUUUGUUGAAGGCCUGUGCUGUCUAAAGAGAGAGACUGUCAGAUAGUCUGGCGUUGAGUAACUACUCUACUGUGUAACCUGCAUAACCUUUGUCUUUGUCUUAAAGCCAAGUUGUUUGCAUAAAAAAUAACUGUUUCUUAGAAACAUGUGAUAAUUUUCAAAGUAGUGUAUAAUGACACUGUUUAGUACAUUUUAUAUUUUUUGUUACAUCCCACUUUUUGUAAAUAUUCUUAAAACUUGAUAAUAAAAUGUAUUUCUAUAUCA
Molecule: messenger RNA, 5713 nt
Organism: Peromyscus maniculatus bairdii (prairie deer mouse)
Lineage: Eukaryota; Metazoa; Chordata; Mammalia; Rodentia; Cricetidae
Source: RefSeq, a predicted model, not a curated record